Messenger RNA from Lingula anatina, 12874 nucleotides. RefSeq names its product E3 ubiquitin-protein ligase HERC2. The record is from RefSeq and is a predicted model, not a curated record. Lineage: Eukaryota; Metazoa; Brachiopoda; Lingulata; Lingulida; Lingulidae. Gene Ontology annotation, biological process: protein ubiquitination. Gene Ontology annotation, molecular function: ubiquitin-protein transferase activity; zinc ion binding.
UUUUCCCAGAAUAUGAAGAAGUGAGUUAGAAGAAUUGAAGACCAACAUGCAGCGUGCUCCAAGAUUGCGACCUCAGGUUCGCCUGGACACCAAGUGGCUGAAGACAGACAUACAGGCUGCCUUUUCUCAUGAUGGGCUGAGUCAGUUGUGGAAUGAGUUGGUCAAAGACAGGGAAAUAGUUAGUGAUGUCAGUGAUGGGAUUCUGAACAGUGCUGGGCUAUUGGCCAAGAAAGGUGAAACCGGCAGGUAUUACUGUGGCGCCAAGGUGUUGUCAUGUGCCUGCUGCGAUAGUCACUGUGGUCCAAACAAUGGCUGCAACUGUCCAGCCUGCCAGAAACUUGACCAAGAGGAGAAAGAAAGAAAAGAAGAAGAGGCAAAGAUGCCGAAACCAUCCCACUCCAUUAUAGAUUCCUGGACUUGGGGCCAGCAACCAGACUCGAAUCAGUUGAAUGCUUGCCUUCACUCCCUUCUUCAUGAGCACCAUCAACUGGUGAGUGAUGCCGCGGGCACCACUCUGUCCGCCAUGAGACUCAAACAGAGGUUGGUGGUGCUGGAAAGAUAUUUCACAGCCUUGUCUCGCCACAGUCCCUCUGAGGGCAAAUCUCCAACAAGAAAAAAGCAGACAAUUCAAACCAACAUGGACAAAAAGAAAAGCUCUCAGAAACCUGUGGAGAAAGCCACUAUGGGUUUAGCAAGGGUGGGCUCCAGAGCUGCCCUCAGUUUCGCUUUCGCAUUCCUACGCCGCGCUUGGAGGUCUGGAGAAGACGCAGAUUUGUGUAGCGAACUUCUCCAAGAAUCUCUGGAUGCUCUCAGAGCAUUGCCAGAAGCUACUCUGUUUGAUGAGAGCACAGUGUCACCAGUUUGGAUGGAGGUGGUGGAAAGAGCAUCCAAAUUUCUGCGCUCUGUUGUAGCAGGUGACCUCAAUGGAGCCGCCACAGCCAAAGGGUCAGGCAAGGUCCCCAUCCAGGACCAGCAGAUAGCACUGGCUUUACUGUUAGAGCUGGCUGUCCAGCGCGGCUCUCUCAGCCACCUGCUCGGUGCAGUCCACUUGCUGCUCAACCUGUGGAACAACAGCAAGUAUGACCAUGACAACAGGAGCUGUGGACUCAGUAGUGCCCCUCUUGUCCCUCUGUUGAAGAGGUUCAAUGAGAUUCAGUCUCAAAAGUCCCACUCUGCAUGGGACCAUGGGAAAAUGGAUGAGGUAUGGAAGAGUUUCUUCAGUCCCACGGAGUGUUUUCUCCGAUACCUCUCCAUUCCAGAGGAUGAAGAUAUGCUGCUGGACCUCAGACAGUGUGCUGUGGUCAUUGUGUCACAUCUUGACCGCCUCUCUGGACCUUACAACCCUCCACAAGAAAGCCACAAGUCUAACAGCAGCAGAGUAACCCAGGAGGUACUGGGGUGGGGCUGGCUAGCAUGGACGGUGGGCACUAGCAAAACUGGCCCUCAGCUUGUCCAAGCUCUCAGCGACCUGGGGGGUAUCCAGCAGAUAGUUUGUGGAGAGAGGGCGCUGUUGGCACUGACCAAGACAGGCAAGGUGUUCAGUUUGUACUAUACCUCCGAGGCACAGAAUGUACAGGCUGUGGAAGGGUUUGGUGAUAAAGAUAUCGUGAAGGUUGUGGCCCACCCUGACGGCAAGCAUUUUAUGGCUCUGUCCAGUGAUGGGGAUGUUUUCGCCUGGGGAAAUGGAGAUGGGGGAAGACUAGGCCUAGGAGAUAACAAAUCUAAGCUCUCCUGUUAUAGUGAGGGGUUACAAUUGGGGACUCCUUUCAUCUUUGGGAAUGAUGGUUCUGUGUUCUCCUGGGGUGAUGGGGACUAUGGCAAGCUGGGCAGAGGUGGCAGUGAGGGCUGCAAGAGCCCCAAGCUGGUGGAGAAACUGCAGGGUCUGGACAUAGUACGGGUGUACUGUGGAGCACAGUGUAGUCUGGCUCUGUCUAAGGCAGGAGCUGUCUACUCAUGGGGUAAAGGAGAUAAUUACAGACUCGGCCAUGGCACAGAGGAGCAUGUACGCCACCCAAAACAACUGGAGGCCAUGUCUGGUAAGAAGGUAGUGGACAUUGCCGUAGGUCCAACACACUGCCUGGCCCUUACAGAGGACGGGGACGUGUACAGCUGGGGGAGAAAUGACCAGUCCCAACAGGGAGAUGGACACAGUAGCACCAAGACUGACCCCGGUGUGGUGACCCACCUGCAGGGGAAACAUAUCAUAGGGGUGGCUUGUGGACCCGGACAGAGUUUUGCCUGGUCAUCCAGCAUGCAGUGGUCAGUGGGGGCCAGAGUGCCAUUUGUGGUGGACCUGUGUAAGUCCACCUUUGAGCAGCUGGACAGACUACUGGACAGUGUGUGUGAGGGGAUGGACGGCCGAAGUGACUGGCCGCCGCCACAAGAGAAAGAAUGUAUGGCAGUCGGGGCGCUGAAUCUUCUGAGUCUGCAGCUGUAUGCAGCAAUAUAUCAAGAGGAAGAUGCUGAGAACCUGGGGCUAAACCCUGGUAGCAGACUUAUCACUAGUCUCAAGCAGAGAAUUAUUGCCCUGGCAACCAAUAGUGGUGUCAUAGCAACGGUGCAGUCUGCAGCACAGUCAGCCCUGCAGAAUGGUUGGUCAUUAUUACUGCCAACUGCAGAAGAGAGGGCUAGGACAUUGAGCACACUCUUGCCCACAGGAGGAUCCAGAGACAUGGCAGUAUUAAGUCCUGGUCAGCGAUUCAUGACAGAUCUAUUGGUCAGCAGCCUAAUGGCCGAUGGUGGACUAGAGAUGGCCCUCAGGACAGCCAUUAAGAAGGAGAAAGAGGGGAUCGAGGAGAAAACAGAAAAGGACACAGAAAAAGAACCAGACGACAUGGACAAAAUUGGACAGGCAACCAACAUGUUAAAGUCAGAAGAAGCUCUUCUAGAGGAGGAGGCACAGAAGUGCCAAGAUAUCCAAGUAGAUGGCGAUUCAUCCAUACCUUUGCUACAAUUAGUGCAGCAGCUUUUGAGAAAUGCCUCUACUCAGAUGCUUUCGAGACUGAAUGAGCUGUCUCAGGACCCUCAGGUGAAAACAGAAGCUUUGGACCUUUCAGACAACAUUGCUUCCAUCAACUUACUGCUCCAGUUUCAAAGACUGCUCAUGGCAAAGAUUUUCCCGAGGGAGGAGUUCAAAGAGAAGAAGGGGUCAAUGGAGAUAGAUGCAGAGCUGCUUGGUGCUGGGUCACUACUGAGGAAAUAUGUUCAUCUCUUGGUGGCUCAUGUUGCAGACAUUCUCCCUCUGGCGGCAAGUUUGGCAGGAUAUUCUAGCAAAUAUUUUUCAUUGGUUGCCAAGGUGAUAAGUGCUGAUGUCACAGGUGUGCUUUUGCCAGAGCUAAUCACCAGUGCAGUGUUACUCCAGACAAUCUCCCCAGCAGUGAUCAAGGCUUCAGGUUGUAUCCCACUGCUAGAGGCACUCCUGCCCAUACUAGACAAAUUUAACAGGCUGGCUCCUGGUUUAGAGAAAGAUGACAAGGAGGAUAUGGCAUGGCCUGGAAUAAUGGCCACUUCUGUGGAAAAACAGAUACAGCACCACCUAGAGGAUGUUCCUGUAGUUAGAAAAUCUGAUUUAGAAAACCACAAUAAAGAUGGCGGCCUGUGGAUUGUGAUCCAUGGCAAAGUCUAUGAUGUCCAGGACUUUAAGGCUCAGGCACAGUGUGGAGAGGAGAUUCUGAUGCAGUAUGCAGAAUCUGCUCGUGAAAUGAUGGAAACCUUUUUUGUGGGACAGUAUAUAGAUCCUGAACAUGAUCUCAUCCAAUCAACACCCAGCAAUGCAGUUUCUUCUCCCCUGAUGGACACAGAGAGGACACUGGGACUUUUACUUGGACUCCAUGCGUCAAGUCUGGCGCGAGGCACUCGCCUGUCUGCACAAGAGGAGGAGAGUAAGCAGUGGCUGGAGUCGGAGUUUUUUGCUGGAGGAUUACAGGUGCUGCAGCCACAGAAUCCAUUUGAUGAGGAGAAGGGAGAAAGUAGGACACCCAGUUCCUGCACCACUACUCCUGGCCACACCCCAACAUCAGAACAGAAACAGCUCCAUGCUUCCCUCAAUGAAAAACAGCAGCUAUUAGAGCACCAGGAUUCCCUGGCUGAUGCAUCGAAGCCCUUUCUGCAGGCAUUGGCUGAUGGAGGUCUACAGGAGCACACUGUCCAGUCCUUCAUGGGUUAUGUUAGUCGCUAUGCCAAGCACCACCAUCUUGUCAUGCCCAUUGAGUUUCCCAAUGAUCAUCCUGUGGAGGAAGUUGCCAGACGUUUGAUGGCAGUGCUGUUAAAGCAUCAUGACCUAGGGCAUGUGGCCCUGGGGCUGGUAGAACAUGGGCUGAGUGAGUCUGGGAACAAGUUUGGACUCCCAAGGUCCAUAGCCGAGGUCUGCAAAACUGUGUUUCAAGUCAAAAGAUCUCUCAUCAAGAUUCAUCAAGAUCUCAGUCGUUCAUACAAGGAGGUGUGUGCACCUGUGAUCGAGCGCUGCAUGUUCCUGUUCAAUGAGCUGCGUCCUGCCAUGGGGAACGAGGUUCACACGAUGGAGAAAUCCAAGAUGCUGAAAAGUAAACCACGUUGGGUGGAGGUGACCAAGAGGAUGAUUGCGGAAAAGAGGAAAGUGAAAUUGGCCAGUCCGCCCUCUCCCCCACAGCCACAGGCCUCAGGAAGUGCGGACAACUCCAGUCCAGUUCAUCCUGAGGACGUCACGCUGGUCAUCAAAGAGGAGGACCUGAAACUGGAGGUCAAGGACAUGUGGGAGGUCAACUCGAGUAAAGGUCAACCUUCAAGUGUCAAAUGUCAGGGGGUCAAAGUUCAUGAGGUCAAGAUUGAAGAGCCCAUAGGUCAGGUGAUGGAAUCAAAAGAUACACCCAGGAAGAGAAGAGUGAAUGAACUCUGGGACUUGGUGUACUAUGCUGUGUCCAGUCACAGAGAGCGUAUGUGGCUGAAGCAGAGGCUGACGGGCAGUAUUGUCCACCCUACUCUUAUGACCAGGAUUGUAGAGUUUGUCCUCUAUGAGGACCCUAUUGAUAUUGAGAUGUUGAGGACAUCGCUCCACCAUCAGGUUGAGAGAGCCGAGUCCAGACUGACUGGCAUCCAAAACAUGCUGACCUUGGUCCACAAGGACUUCCUGAUCCCUUCAGUCAAGUAUAACAUACUGUGUGGAUGGCAGGGCAGCAUUGCAGCAGAGAGGAAGUGCAGUGACAGCAGCAUCAACUGCCUCUCCAACGUGAACCUGAUCCCGCCCUGUGAUAGAAUCCUCCUGGAAAUGAUGUUCUCAGAGCUGAACAAGUGGGUGGUGAAGACCUUGAGGAGUUGUAUCAUAGAGGCUGAUAUGUUCUUCAAGGCACACAGCCUGCCUGCCUCUCAUACCCAGGAUAAUAGCAAGGAGGAUAUAAGUCUUGGUGUCCUACCAGUAGCCAGGUUUCUGUUGGCAACUCUCAGCUUACUUCUCACAGAGCAUCAGGCUAAUGGUAUCAGCAUGCUUAUCAACUCUGGUCUCCUGGCUCUGACACAGAGCUUACUUAGACUGGCAGGCCCAGAUCUGGAGACCAUACCCCAGCAGAGCUGUAACUCUCUGUGUGCUGUGCUGGAGGAGUCCCAGAAACAGAAGCGUACCCAGCCGGUGCCUCUGUCUGGACCAGAGCUGGCGGCCAUGAUGAAAGUAGGCACCAGGGUGAUGCGAGGAGUGGACUGGAAGUGGGGAGAUCAGGAUGGGCCCCCUCCCAGUCUUGGGCGUGUGAUAGGAGAGCUUGGAGAAGAUGGCUGGAUCAGAGUCCAGUGGGACACUGGCAGUACUAAUUCCUACAGAAUGGGGAAGGAAGGGAAGUAUGAUCUGAAGCUGGCUGAGCCUCCACAGAUGUCCACUGAAGAGGAUGAGGAAGAAGAUGAUGAUGUUGUAGCAGAUAAUGAGAGAAGAGAGCGUAAACACCCCACUGCCCUGCUCCGUUGUGUGACCACACAGCUCCUGAAGAGUGUGGCCAUAAUGACCAGCGUCCAUGCGGAGCAGGUCCAGGAGGAGGCCAUCUGUACACUGUGUGGACUGGUCAGAAAUAUUGUGGAGGCCGGGUGUAACAGUGGGCUCAACACUAACUCCACCCAGAUACUAAUUGCCAGAGAGCAGUACUACAGCUGGGGCAGCCUGGGCUUUAUCUCCAGUCUGGCUCACAGUCCCAGUCUGUGUAAGGCCCUCAGUACGCACCCCUGGAUCCAACUUCUGAUUAGAAUACUCACUGAAGACCAGGACCCCUCUGAGCCGAGGAAUUUGCCUAGACAGAUUUUAACACUACGUUUGCUGAGAAGAGUGCUGCCGGCCUGGGACAGUGGAGUGGACAGGUCCAAGAUGACAGAAGUCAUCAGCAGACUGUUUAGUCUUUUGGGACAUGUUUUGAUGACCUGUGAUUCAGAUCCAACCCUCACUACACAGGAUUCUUAUUCCAAGGCCAGUAAAAAGAUAAAGGCCCCCGUUUCUCUGACGGCCUCCUACUCCAGUACAAUAGCCGAGGAGGUGGUGAGUCUUCUACGCUGUCUGCAUGGCCAUGAUGCCUGGAACCCUCACAUCAAUAAGUUUUUAUGCGACCAGUUAGGCACUGUUGCUGAAUUGCUCACUGGGAAACAGGAUACCACAGCCAGUAGUGUGUACAAGUCCAUCUUAGCCGUCUUGGCUGUGAUAGGCGGGGUGGAUGACCGUGUGCGUCUGGGAGGACUGGCCACCUAUGAGGAGUGUGGGUUAGCUACUGUGUCCAGAAUACAUGUCAGAGGGAAGGUGACUCUACAGUUCCAUGACAACAAGGAGAUCAGGACGUUUAAACUUUCUGAGAUUAAACCAAUAAAGUCCAGUCGUUUUCUGGUUGACCAGUUGCCCCUCACAGACAGUCUGUUACAGAUAUGGACCAAACUGGUCACCAUAAUGUCCACCACUAGGGAAAAGGACCACAUGACCAGUUUGCAGGCAUCAACUGGGCCAGCAGAGGGGGCAUCUACUUCUGACAUGGUGCAGCUAAAACUCCUUCAAAUUCAACAGCUGAAACUUGGACUUCUGAAAGCUGCAAUAGCUCUUUUCAGCAAGCAAGAGAACCUACGCAAGAUCCUUCUCCAACCCAUUCCUGUAGACAGUGUAUCUGUUCAAGCCACUUCAGAUGUAGAUGGCAGCACUGAUACUGGUGGCCAAGAAGACACUAGUCCAGAGAUUGAGUCUGGUCCCAAGUUUCUGAUGCAGCAGCUUAUGUUGGCAGCCACCCAACCCUCGCAAGUCAAGGCUGUCUUUUCAAGACAGGAAUUAGAAGCUGCAGCCUUGGCAGUUUGUCAACACUUGACGGCUCAGGCCAACAAUCCAUACAGCAGUCAGAGCCAAGACUCCCUUAUGGCCAGUUCACACCUCAGCGACCUUGGUGCGGCUGCGCCUGCCUCGGUUCUUGACAGCAACACCAAAGCAAACAACGAGCCUGCCCCGCAGGCGCCAAAGUUUACUCAAAAGCCCCAGGAAUCUCAGAUUGUUGCUAGGUUGCAGAAACCUAAGCGUAUAAAGCGGCCUAGGCCUCCUCCUGUGCCCGUUGUGGCUCAGUUGAUGGAGAUGGGGUUCUUAAGGAAAAGGGUGGAGAUGGCAUUGAAAGCUCUAGAAGGGGCCUGUGCCCCAGGUGCAGACACCCCCAGUGCAGAGACCUUGGUGGGCUGGUUACUAGAACACCAUGAUGUCCAGCCCCCCUCCUCCUCCAGUGACUCCGACUCCUCUGUAGACCUGUGUUCUGAUUCUGAGUCCAUGUCUGAUGAGCUGGAGGACCUGGAUGGUGGAUAUGCUGAGGCAGUUGCCAUAGAGCCCCCAUUGCCUGCCACGCCAUACAAACGCAGAUCAGAGUUUGCUAACAAUGACGAGUACGCCAUCUAUCUCAGUGAUCACAUCCAAGUGGGCAUGAUGGUCAGGUGCUGCAGGACAUACGAAGAAGUGCAUGAAGGAGAUAUUGGGAAAGUUAUGAAGCUUGACAGUGAUGGUCUUCAUGACCUGAACAUCCAGGCAGAAUGGCCCAGGAAGGGAGGUCUCUACUGGGUCAGGUACAUCCAUGUAGAACUGCUGGGAUUCAUACCUCCUGGGCAACAGAUACCAGCAGUGACAACAGGAUCAUCAACAGCAGUAGCACUGCCCACAGCCACACAACAACAGAACAUCAAGGUUGGGGACAGAGUCCGAGUCAAGAGGAGCGUGACAACACCAAAGUAUAGAUGGGGUUCUGUCACACAUAACAGUAUAGGAGUUGUCACAGCUAUUAGUGCUAGUGGUAAAGACGUAACAGUAGACUUUCCGCAGCAAAGUCACUGGACAGGACUUAUGGCGGAGAUGGAACUGGUGCCAAGUGCACAUCCUGGUGUCACAUGUGAUGGCUGUGGUCAGUUUCCCAUCAUGGGGCCGAGGUACAAGUGUAAAACAUGCUAUGACUUUGAUUUCUGUGAGAACUGUUUCAGAAGUAAGCGCAGCCACAGGCAUGCCUUCAACAGGAUUGCAGACCCAGGUGGCCCUGCAAUCUAUGCUGGCAAACCCAGUCGUUACCGCAGUAGGUUUAAUGACUCUAACAUCAUUGGGGGCGGCACAUCCGACUCGUACAUCGAUGACUGGCACAGGUGUGUCAAGUACCUGACAGUAUCGUCAAGAGAAAACCAGGCGCACAGACUGAUAGAUGGCUCUGGCGGCUGCUGGCAAAGUUCAGGCUCUCAGGGCAAGCACUGGAUCAAGCUAGAGAUGCAGCCAGACCUGAUCAUCACCAAACUGACCAUGCGAGUGGAGCCGUCAGACUCCAGCUACAUGCCCAGUCUGGUGGUGGUCAGUGCUGGGGACACUGUCCACUCUAUGAAAGAGAUAAGGACAAUACAUGUGGGACAGAUGGACACUACUGUUGUCCUGCUGCAGGACAUGGCAGAGUAUUUCAGAUUCAUUGAACUCUCCAUUAAGCAGUGCCGCAGCAGUGGCAUCGAUUGUAAGAUUCACGGUCUCUCCAUCUCAGGGAGGAUGAGAGCCGAAGAGGAUGACAUGGCUGGAAACUUCCCUUUCCUGGAAUCGGAUGAAGAGGAGGAGGAGCAGACGACAAGCCAGCAGCAGACAAAGAAGGUGAAGCUGUCCAGUAACAAGGAGAUCCAGACUCAUGUAUUUGUGUGGGGACUUAAUGAUAAGGACCAGCUUGGAGGGCCUAAAGGAUCCAAAAUCAAAAUGCCAGCUUUAAAUGAGUUUAACUCUUCCCUGAAGUGUAUCCAGAUAGCAGGGGGAUCCAAGAGUCUCUUCUGUGUAACUCAGGAUGGUAAAGUGUAUGCCUGUGGGGAAGCCACACAUGGCAGACUGGGUCUGGGUAUUACCAGUGGGAAUGUCUCCACUCCAAGACAGCUGGUCUCACUGAGCCAGUAUGUGAUCAAAAAAGUUGCAGUACAUUCAGGUGGUCGGCAUGCUCUUGCUCUAACUGUGGAUGGUAAGGUGUUUUCAUGGGGAGAAGGAGAUGAUGGAAAGCUGGGACACUUCAGUAGGUUCAAUUCUGAUAAACCUAAGCUGAUUGAAGCCUUAAGAUCAAAGCGUGUGCGUGACAUCGCAUGUGGGAGCUCUCACAGUGCGGCCAUUUCAUCUAAUGGAGAUCUGUACACGUGGGGCCUUGGGGAGUAUGGGCGCCUGGGACAUGGUGACAACUUAACACAGCUAAGACCUAAACAGGUGAAGGGUCUGGCUGGGAAGCGGGUGGUGCAGGUCGCCUGUGGAAGCAGAGACGCCCAGACCUUAGCGCUGACUGAUGAAGGUCAUGUGUACUCUUGGGGCGAUGGAGAUUUCGGGAAACUUGGCCGCGGAGGCAGUGAAGGAUGCAGCGUGCCUCGCAUCAUUGAGAGACUGACAGGACUGGGGGUGAUACAGAUAGAGUGUGGGGCGCAGUUCUCACUGGCUUUGACCAAGGAAGGAGAGGUCUGGACAUGGGGCAAGGGGGACUACUUCCGCCUUGGUCAUGGCACAGAUGCCCAUGUGAGAAAACCCCAGCUGGUGGAGGGCCUGAAGGGCAAGAAAAUAGUACAUGUGGCAGUGGGUGCUUUACACUGCCUGGCAGUGCAGGAUCAAGGACAGGUAUAUGCCUGGGGUGACAAUGACCAUGGUCAACAAGGCAAUGGCACCACAACAGUCAACAAGAAGCCCGCUCUGGUCCAUGGACUGGAGGGGUAUAAGAUCACGCGUGUGGCCUGUGGGUCAUCUCACAGUGUGGCCUGGACACUGACCGAUAUGUCUGCACCAUCGUCACAUGAACCGGUCAUGUUUGGGACACCUAGGGAUCCACUGGGGGCAUCUGUUGUGGGUGUUGAGGAUAGUAGUUCCGAGGAAAGCCCAGUGUCACCCACCCCUAACAACGCCAUUGGAAAGAGCAGUGUCCGGCCCUCUCUGACCAAGAUCAUUCUGUCCCAAGAAAGCAGCUAUUCCAAACAGCAAGCCCUCAAACAUAUUCUAACUGCACUGCAGAUUAUGUAUGCAAGAGGUGCUAUAGUGGGAGCACUGACCAAGGAGCCAGACACAGUCAGUGCAGUGCCAGGGCUGGACAACUGGAAGAUGACCACCCCGGCCAGUAUCUCCCCAGUGUCGGCCACUCCUGUGGAGAGCCCUAGGAGUCUCAGUGGGAGUGGGGAGCAGGAGCUACAGACAAUCCAGCAGAUGGCAGCAAUAGCACCCAUAAGGCCAGAGCACCUCCCAUCAUUCCAUGCUUUAGUGGCAGCCAGCCCCACCACCAGUAUACUGGCUGAGACUGUCACCUCAACAGAAGAGGUUGCUGAGCCAGAGGAGACGGACCACUCGACAUCCCACACUGACCUUGACGACUUCACGGCCAAACUGACCGCUAACGAUGCCCGCAUGCUGGUCGAUCUCCUCAAACUAGCCGUGGCUGGGCGUGCUGGUGCUCACGGCAAAGAAGCGCUGUCUGGGGUGCUGAAGGCUCUGGGGAAGACUUACCCACAAGUCCAGGAGAUGUUGCUGGAACUGUGUGUGACUGAACUGGAGGACGUGGCAGCGGAUCGAGAGUCAGUUCGAAAUGCUGCCCAGCCUGUAGUACAGGAGAGCUCACACCCGUACACUGAUGAUACCUCACUCAGUGGCCAUGUGAAGAUACCAGGUGCUGAAGCUUUGAGAGUGGAGUUUGACCGCCAGUGUUCUACAGAGAGGCGUCACGACCCCCUCACUAUCAUGGACGCCUCGGGCAGGACUGUCACUAUCAGAUCAGGACGGGAGUGGUCUGACUGGUCUCAGGAGUUGAGAAUCAACAGCGAAGAACUGAGAUGGAAGUUCACCAGUGAUGGCUCUGUGAACGGCUGGGGAUGGCGCUUCACUGUCUAUCCCAUCAUGCCCUCUGCUGCUGCCCUUGAGCGCCUUUCUGACCGCACGGUGGAGUCCAGGCCCUCCAUUGACCUGGUCACUUGCCUGCUGGACCUCAAGCUGGAGGCCUCUAUGGACAAGACCAUUGUGACCAGACUGGCUGCAGCCCUGGCGGCAUGUGCUCAAUUAAGCUCACUUGGUGCUAGACAAAGAAUGUGGGCUUUACAGAAGCUAAGGGAAUUGAUGACAACAAAUUUUGGUCCAAUGAUCAAUGUCAGUACUUUGAUGCAGGCACCCUGCAGCCCUUUCUCUGAUGGUUUGGAUGAACCAAGGCAAUCAUCUCUGAGUGGAACGGCUCUGGCCUCCCUGGUGAAAGGCCUCCCUGAAGCUCUUCAGAGGCAGUACGAGUAUGAAGACCCCAUUGUCAGGAGUGGGAAACAUCUCAUGCAUAGUUCCUUCUUCAAGGUGCUGGUUGCCCUUGCUUGUGACCUUGGCCUAGAUACUCUGUCUUGUUGCAUUGAAAUGCACAAAUGGUCAUGGUUUCGUCGUUACUGCAUGGCAGCACGUGUUGCAGUGGCCUUACAGCAUCGCACAGCAUUACCGCAACCUUUCUGCGAAGAAGUGCACAAAAAGGUGAUGGAGAUAGCGCCAGACGAUGAGAAGAUACGAGGACAUGAGGACCAUGCGAUAUUCAAGCAAGAGCAGGAUGAGCAGUUGUUGCUGUGGCUCAACAGACACCCUGAUGACUGGACACUGUCCUGGGGAGGAAGUGGUCAGAUCUGGGGCUGGGGCCACAAUCACAGGGGUCAGUUAGGAGGUGUGGAAGGCGCAAAGGUCAAGCUGCCCUCUAGCUGUGAGGCCCUGGCCCAGCUAAGGCCUAUACAAGUAGUGGGAGGAGAGCAGACCUUGUUUGCUGUCACAGCUGAUGGGAAGGUCUAUGCCACAGGCUAUGGUGCAGGAGGAAGGCUGGGUAUUGGAGGUUCAGACUCUGUGGCCAGCCCCACGCUGCUGGAGUCCAUACAGCACGUCUUUAUCACCAAGGUGACCGUGAAUUCUGGCGGGAAACACUGCCUGGCGCUGUCUGCUGAGGGAGAGGUGUAUUCCUGGGGAGAAGGAGAGGAUGGGAAACUUGGACAUGGAAAUAAGAGUCCAUGUGACAGGCCACGUGUGAUAGAAAGCCUGCGAGGCACUGAAGUGGUUGACAUCGCAGCGGGUGGCGCACACUCUGCAUGCAUUACGUCAGGUGGUCAGCUGUACACGUGGGGGAAGGGACGAUAUGGACGUCUUGGUCAUGGGGACAGUGAGGAUCAACUCAAACCCAAACUGGUUGAAGCUCUUCGAGGGUAUUUUGUCCAGGAUGUGGCCUGUGGAAGUGGUGAUGCUCAGACCCUGUGUAUCACCAAUGAUGGCUCAGUCUGGUCCUGGGGAGACGGAGACUAUGGGAAAUUAGGUCGAGGUGGCAGUGAUGGCUGUAAAGUGCCAAUGAAAAUUGACGCCAUGCAUGAAGUUGGUGUGAUAAAGGUAGAGUGUGGGUCCCAGUUCUCAGUGGCUCUCACCUCAACUGGAGCAGUCUAUACUUGGUGA